This is a messenger RNA of Dictyostelium purpureum, 1263 nucleotides long. RefSeq lists its product as uncharacterized. The record is from RefSeq and is a predicted model, not a curated record. Bases 1 to 1263 code for a protein of 420 amino acids. NCBI's taxonomy places the organism in Eukaryota, Evosea, Eumycetozoa, Dictyosteliales, Dictyosteliaceae. The transcript has a single exon.
AUGGAAAUAAAUUUAAAAUUAAAUUCAUUAAUUUUUAAUGAAAUAUUACCAUAUCUAUCAUAUAAUAAUAAAUAUAAAAGAUUAUUAGAAUUAAGUUUAAUUUCAAAACAAUCAUUUCAAAUCAUUCAAAAUUUGUUAACUCAUAAACAUAUCAUCAAAAUUAAACCAAAUAAUCUAAUAAAGUCAAUUAAGAAAUCAAAAGAAAAAAACAAAUAUGAACUAUUUUUAAUAAAGUAUAUAGAGUUGGAAAGUAUCCAUUUCAAACAUUGCAAUGAAUAUUCAAAAAAGAUAUUGAAAAAGAUCAAAAAUGAACUUUUAGAACAAUGUGAACAAUUAAAAAAAGUUAUUUUCAACAGUGCCAGUGUUGAUGUUGAUACUAUGGAUGAGAAUCCAACAUGUGAUAAUUUUUAUGAAUUUAGAGGUUUAGAUUUAUAUUGGAACAAAGUAGAUCGUCCAUGGUCAAACGAAACCGAAUUAAAAAAAGAUUCAUUAAUAUUUUCUUUUGAAUUUUUAUCAAGAUAUCCAAAUGCAAAGAAAAUCUCAAUAUCAACAAGUAAUAGCUAUUUUCCAAUGCAUUUAGAGUAUUUGGAUGGUAUUUUAUUAAAUUGUUGUAGUACAGUAGAAUCUAUUAAAUUUGACUACCACAAUACACCCCAUAAUUUUGUUGGAAAAGUAAUAAAUUCAAAAUCACCAGCAAUCAAAUCAUUCACCGUUAGAUUGGGUAAUGACGACACAAGUAAAUUGGUUGCAAAUUUAUUUAGAAAAUCAGAAAUCUCAAAAAAUAAUAUAUUAAAGGUGUUAAAAUUAAAAUAUUGUUCGGAAAUUUCCAUCCAACAUCUUAACCAAGAGCCAACCGAAUUUUUAAAAAUAUUAAUAGGUAAUCAAACUUUAGAAACAUUGGGUUUAGAAUUAUUCAAAGUAAACAACUCGGAAAAACUAUCACCACUCAUCCAAGUACCAAAUAUUACAACAUUAAUAUGCAAUUUCGAAUCUUUUGAAGCCUUUCUUUUACAUUGCAACGAAAAUCAUAAUAUUACCACUUUAAAAGUUUGUAAGGAUAUUUAUCGUGACCGUUAUGUCGAUAAUUUCAAUAACAAUAAUAUUUUGGUAAAUGCACUUUCAAAUUUCUUAAAAAAUAAUAAAUCAUCAUUACAUUCAAUUAUACUUUAUAGAUUACCAGAUAAUUUAAAAGAACUUAUCAACAAAGAAGGAAAUAAAAUUAAUAACAAUAUAAAAAAUAUAACUUUAAAAAUUUUAGAUUAA